AUGGAGGACAUCUUCAAUGCAAAACUUGACAAGGUCAAGAAUGUACACACAUUUUGGUGGUGGUGCGAGAAAUUUAUGCUUCCUGGCUUGUACAGUGCCCCAUGGUACAAUGGACAACCAUUUGAAGAGGAAGAUUUCUUCUCAAAUAAGAGGGCGUUUAUUGUCGGCCUUCCCCGACUACGGCAGCUGCGUAUAAAACCAGAGCCAUGUCUUACUUGGUCUGCUUAUCCAGAGUUUAAACGUUGGUUUCCUCGAUGUUAUCAUGAGUACCAAGGCAGCAACCUUGAUGAGGGCCAUUCAAGCCUGGAGUUAAUUGAUGUCUCGCCAUUUUAUGACGAUAUCGGAACUGGCAGCAACAGCGGUUACAGUGAUAUUAGCAACAGUAUUAAUGGUAGCAGUUACACCAAUGAAAGCAUCCAAGAAAUAUUUUCCAUCGUGCCAAUCACGUGUGACCACACCGUCAAAUUCCAGGAUGCAACGUCCUUAGGCACUUUACCUAUUAUCACAGCAUUCGGCACUUAUUACGGUGGCGGACUUGUAGCAGAGUUAGGAUAUGAAAAUGAGACUGCCUGGAAGGUCAUUGCCAACCUUAUUGCUGACAACUGGAUUAACAGACGGACAGUUAUUGUGUUGUUUGAGUUCGUUACAUUUGAGCCCGCGACAAAUCUGUUCGCUUUUACUCGAUAUUCUUUCGAGUGGUUACCUACAGGAGGCAUGGAAAUAUCUUAUCGUAUUGACCCCAUUUCGUUUUCCCGCAGCACCAGUUCACACACCGGCUCAGUUUUUAUUGCAUGUUACGUAAUCAUUGUUUUAAUACUCGUAUACUCUAUAUACAUAGAAAUACGCGAAAUGCGUCAGUCGGGCUGGGCUUACUUGAGGGACAUAUGGAGUUUUCACGAGUGGACAUUGAUAUGCCUCACACUUACAGCUAUGGUGAUAUUCUUCAUCAAAGCCGAACAAACCAGAAAACUCGUCGCGAAAGUUCAUGAAAAUCCUUAUGGCCGGAUGAGUUUUGAUUAUGUUGCGUUAUGGACAGACGUUGAAAAUGUGGUUAUUUCCAUGGUUACCUUUCUGUCCACACUGAAGUUCCUUCGCAUCUUGAAGUUCAAUAAGCAUAUCUCCCAGUUGGCGAAAAGCAUAAAUGUAUCCCGAGGUCCUAUGACAUCGUAUUCACUUGUAUUCCUUGUGGCUCUUCUGGCAUUUGCCGUCAUAGGUAACAUGCUGUUUGGACGUUCAGCGUACAUGUUUUCUACAUUCACGAGGUCAUUGGUGAACGUCUGCGAGAUGAUACUUGGCAAAGGAACUAAUUAUGACGAGCUGGAAGCCAUAAACCGUUCUCUGGGGCCGUUCUUCAUGUUUUUUUAUUUUUCCGGUAUGACUGUUUUCAUGAUGAACUUCUUUGUGGCCAUACUGAACGACUCCUUCACAGACGCAAGAGAAAUCUUGGAAGAAAACCCAACCGAGGACAGCGAAAUGUCCGAUUUUAUCGGAGAAUAUGCCAAGGCCAUGCUGAGGGAAAUAUCAAAAGAGUUAGGAGGAAGCGGUGGAAAAAGUGUAAAAUAUGCUACAUAUGAAGACAAAUUCGUAUCGUACAGUAAAGAAGCGAAAGAACGGGACUUUUUCUUGUACUAGUGUGGUCUGUUUGGCUGCAAUAGGACGCAACUGGGUCACUGUUGUGUAGGUCUUAAUGGAGUUGUGACGCUUACAGCUAACUUUUAAACUUUGUAGCUUUUUACGCCUUCAGGUUCAGUUUUUGGGCCGCCUUACGUCUAACGGUUGAGUUCUCACGAUGACGGUUAGAUUUUUCAGUUUUUUUUACCGCUAACGGUUAAACCCCAAUGAGAUCUUCUAUUUGAAACUAUAUAAGCGUUUAAGCAGAACCUUACCUACUUCCUAAUCUUACUCUUGAUCGAUACAUUGAAACAUAGAAAAAUGUCGUACUUA
Pocillopora verrucosa is the source of this 1944-nucleotide messenger RNA. Its product is annotated as polycystin-2-like protein 2. The record is from RefSeq and is a predicted model, not a curated record. Gene Ontology annotation, biological process: detection of mechanical stimulus. NCBI's taxonomy places the organism in Eukaryota, Metazoa, Cnidaria, Anthozoa, Scleractinia, Pocilloporidae. Gene Ontology annotation, cellular component: membrane. Gene Ontology annotation, molecular function: calcium channel activity.